Molecule: messenger RNA, 1257 nt
Organism: Candoia aspera
Lineage: Eukaryota; Metazoa; Chordata; Lepidosauria; Squamata; Candoiidae
Gene: ETHE1
Product: ETHE1 persulfide dioxygenase
Exons: 7
Coding region: 16-837 (273 amino acids)
Biological process (GO): glutathione metabolic process; hydrogen sulfide metabolic process
Cellular component (GO): mitochondrion
Molecular function (GO): sulfur dioxygenase activity
Source: RefSeq, a predicted model, not a curated record
AGGCAGCGCCCGAGGAUGAAGAGGCUGCUCCGGAGAUGCGCGGCCGCUGCCCUGAGCCGGCAGUGCGGCGCCGCGCCGCUGCCCCGCGCCAGCCUCCCGCAGCGGUGCUACUGCGCCGGCUCUGCCCAGCGCCGGGGGCUGCUCUUCCGGCAGCUCUUUGAGUCAGAAAGUUACACUUAUACUUACCUGCUGGCAGAUAUGAAGACAAAGGAAGCCGUUCUAAUAGACCCAGUUUUGGAAACAGCCAAACGAGAUUCAAUGUUGGUGAAGCAACUGGGACUUAAUUUGCUAUAUGCAGUCAACACCCAUUGCCACGCUGAUCAUAUCUCAGGCACGGGACUUCUGAAGCAGCUCAUUCCAGGCUGUCGUAGUGUCAUCUCCAGGGAUAGUGGUGCCAUUGCUGAUAUCCUGAUCCAGGAAGGCUAUCACCUCAAAUUUGGGGAUUUUGAAUUAGAAGCCCGUGCCACCCCUGGCCACACGGAUGGCUGCCUCACCUAUGUGCUGAAUGACAGGAGCAUGGCCUUUACAGGGGAUGCCUUGCUGAUCCGGGGAUGCGGAAGGACAGACUUCCAACAAGGUUCUGCUGAAACCCUGUACAGCUCAGUCCAUGAGAAAAUCUUCACACUUCCGGGUGACUGCCUGAUCUAUCCUGCCCAUGACUAUACAGGCCAGACGGUGUCUACGGUGGAGGAAGAGCGGACUCUGAAUCCUCGUCUGAUCUUGUCUAAGGAGGGUUUUAUUGAGCUUAUGAACAAUCUAAACCUCCCCAAACCCAAACAGAUUGAUUUUGCAGUUCCUGCUAACCUCAAAUGUGGAAUCCAGGAUGUACCUACCUAGCUGCUUUAAGGCAUGUCUCUUUUCUCAAGAUCACAAUAUUCAGGACACUUAAAGGGCUCCCAAUAUAGGCUCUGCACUCUUAUUCAAGAAGCAACAGAGUCAAUAAGAGUGCAAAAUUGCAGUCAAAUAUAACUGCUUCAGUUCUUGACCUGAUUUCAGAAUGAAGAAGGACCUGUCUUUUAACUCCAGACUCUUGCUUUAAUUUAGGUAUGUCUUCAUUAGCAGAGUAUACUGACUGGGCAUUCCUGGCCUCACCUGGAUCUGAACUGGGUUACUGUCAAGGUUUUGUUGCAUUGAGGCUUGUCUGGCUUGGGGAUCUCUUUCCUUGAUCAUAUGGUGGAGAGCCUUGUGCUGUGAAUGAAUGAAACUCAGCGGAGCCGGGGUUCUGUUGCAAACAAAAUAAAACACAUUGGUUCUUAA